Molecule: messenger RNA, 8590 nt
Organism: Canis lupus familiaris (dog)
Lineage: Eukaryota; Metazoa; Chordata; Mammalia; Carnivora; Canidae
Gene: MTR
Product: 5-methyltetrahydrofolate-homocysteine methyltransferase
Exons: 34
Coding region: 393-4250 (1285 amino acids)
Biological process (GO): pteridine-containing compound metabolic process
Molecular function (GO): zinc ion binding; methionine synthase activity; cobalamin binding
Source: RefSeq, a predicted model, not a curated record
GGGCCUGAGGUGCUCGCUCCCGUGCCCGGGGCGCCGCGUCGUCCUCCGCGUCGGGUCCAGCCCGCGCCUUUCUCGCGAGCCGGCCUCGGGUCGCGCGUGCGAGGCCGCCAGCCCCGCGCCGAGGACAGGCGGGGUAGCGGGGAGAAAGCACGUGCUGUAGCGUGGCGGAGGCCGAGGACGCGCCUGUCCCCGCCGCGCCGCGCCGCGCCGCCCCGGGUCCAGUCCACGGCAGGUGCCGCGCGGCGGGCUCCGGGCCCCUCGGGGGCUCCAGCGACCCGGGCCUCGGGGCCGGCUCCGCGUCGCUGGCUGGCGUCGCUUUUGGCCGUGCCCUCCUGCGCAGAGUGCGACUUCCCGGCUUCGCCGCUGGCCCGCGGAGGAGGAGACUCGGCGUCAUGUCCCCGGCGCUGCCCGCGCUGACGCCUUCCGCAAGUGUGAAGAAAAGCCUGCAGGAUGAGAUUGAAGCCAUUCUGCGGGAGAGGAUUAUGGUACUGGAUGGAGGGAUGGGGACCAUGAUCCAGAGGCACAAGCUGAGUGAAGAAGACUUCCGAGGUCACGAAUUUCAAGAUCAUGCCAGGUCACUGAAAGGCAACAAUGACAUUUUAAGUAUAACUCAACCCAAUGUCAUUUACCAAAUCCAUAAGAACCACAACUUGGACUCUGCCCAGGGAAACGUUUGUGGGAGCUGGCCUCAAGGAGGACAGGAUUACUUGCUGGCCGGGGCAGAUAUCAUUGAAACAAAUACUUUUAGUAGCACUAAUGUUGCCCAAGCUGACUAUGGCCUCGAACACUUGGCCUACCAGAUGAACAAGUGCUCUGCAGGAGUGGCCAGAAAAGCAGCCGAGGAGGUAUCUUUCCAGACGGGAAUUAAGAGAUUUGUGGCAGGAGCACUGGGUCCAACUAAUAAGACACUGUCUGUGUCCCCGUCGGUGGAAAAACCAGAUUAUAGGAAUAUUACAUUCGAUGAGCUUGUUGAAGCAUACAAAGAGCAGGCCAAAGGGCUCCUGGAUGGUGGAGUUGAUAUCUUACUCAUUGAAACUAUUUUUGAUACUGCCAAUGCCAAGGCAGCCUUGUUUGCACUCCAAACACUUUUUGAAGAGGAGUAUUCCCCCAGGCCUAUCUUCAUUUCGGGGACAAUUAUUGAUAAAAGUGGGCGAACUCUUUCUGGACAGACAGGAGAGGCAUUUGUCAUCAGUGUGUCUCAUGCAAGCCCACUCUGUAUCGGAUUAAACUGUGCUCUGGGUGCGGCUGAAAUGAGACCUUUUAUUGAAACAAUUGGAAAAUGUACAACAGCCUAUGUCCUCUGUUAUCCCAAUGCAGGUCUUCCCAACACAUUUGGUGACUACGAUGAAACUCCGCAAAUGAUGGCCAUGCAGCUAAAGGACUUUGCUAUGGAUGGCUUGGUCAAUAUAGUUGGUGGUUGCUGUGGUACGUCACCAGAUCAUAUCAGGGAGAUUGCUAAAGCUGUGAAAAACUGUAAGCCUAGAGUUCCACCAGCCACUGUUUUUGAGGAGCAUAUGUUACUAUCUGGUCUAGAACCCUUCAGGAUUGGACCGUACACCAACUUUGUUAACAUUGGAGAGCGCUGUAACGUGGCAGGAUCCAGGAAGUUUGCUAAACUCGUCAUGGCAGGAAACUAUGAAGAAGCACUGAGUGUUGCCAAAGCACAGGUGGAAAUGGGAGCGCAGGUGUUGGAUAUCAACAUGGAUGAUGGCAUGCUUGAUGGUCCGAGUGCCAUGACCAAAUUUUGCAACUUUAUCGCUUCGGAGCCUGACAUUGCCAAGGUGCCCCUGUGCAUUGACUCUUCCAAUUUUGCUGUGAUUGAAGCUGGCUUGAAGUGCUGCCAGGGAAAAUGCAUUGUCAACAGCAUUAGUCUGAAGGAGGGAGAGGAUGACUUCUUGGAGAAGGCUAGGAAGAUUAAGAAGUUUGGAGCUGCUGUGGUGGUCAUGGCUUUUGAUGAAGAAGGGCAGGCGACAGAAACAGACACAAAAAUCAGAGUGUGCAUCCGGGCCUACCAUCUACUUGUGAAUAAACUGGGCUUUAAUCCAAAUGACAUCAUCUUUGACCCCAAUAUCCUCACCAUUGGCACUGGGAUGGAAGAGCACAACUUGUAUGCUGUUAAUUUUAUUCACGCAACAAAAAUCAUUAAAGAAACAUUACCUGGAGUCAGAGUAAGUGGCGGUCUUUCCAACUUGUCCUUCUCCUUUCGCGGCAUGGAAGCCAUUCGAGAAGCAAUGCAUGGUGUUUUCCUUUACCAUGCAAUCAAGUUUGGUAUGGACAUGGGGAUAGUGAAUGCCGGAAGCCUCCCCGUCUAUGACGACAUCCAUAAGGAACUCCUCCAGCUCUGUGAAGACCUCAUCUGGAAUAAAGACCCUGAGGCUACGGAGAAGCUCCUACGCUAUGCUCAGACUCACGGCAAAGGAGGGAAGAAAGUCAUCCAGACUGAUGAGUGGAGGAAUGGCCCCAUUGAAGAGCGCCUUGAGUACGCCCUCGUGAAGGGUAUUGAAAAACAUAUUAUUGAGGACACUGAGGAAGCCAGGUUAAACCAGGAAAAAUAUCCCCGGCCUCUGAAUAUCAUUGAAGGGCCUCUGAUGAAUGGCAUGAAAGUUGUUGGUGACCUUUUUGGAGCUGGAAAAAUGUUUCUGCCUCAGGUUAUAAAAUCAGCUCGAGUCAUGAAGAAGGCUGUUGGCCACCUUAUUCCUUUCAUGGAAGAAGAAAGAGAAAAAAAUAAGACGCAUGCUGGCACAAUGGAAGAAGAGGACCCAUACCAGGGCACCAUUGUGCUGGCCACUGUGAAAGGUGAUGUGCACGAUAUAGGCAAGAACAUAGUUGGUGUCGUCCUUGGCUGCAAUAAUUUUAGAGUUAUUGACUUAGGAGUCAUGACUCCCUGUGAUAAGAUUCUGAAAGCUGCUCUUGACCACAAAGCAGAUAUAAUUGGCCUAUCAGGACUUAUCACUCCUUCCCUGGAUGAAAUGAUUUUUGUUGCCAAGGAAAUGGAGAGACUGGCUAUAAAGAUUCCACUGCUGAUUGGAGGAGCCACCACAUCAAGAACCCAUACAGCAGUGAAAAUAGCUCCAAGAUACAGCGCGCCUGUAAUCCAUGUCCUGGAUGCAUCCAAGAGUGUGGUGGUGUGCUCGCAACUAUUAGAUGAGAAUCUAAAGGAUGAAUAUUUUGAGGAGAUCAUGGAAGAGUAUGAAGAUAUUAGACAGGACCAUUACGAAUCUCUCAAGGAGAGAAGAUAUUUAACCUUAAGUCAAGCUAGAAAAAAUGGUUUCCAUAUUGACUGGCUGUCAGAGCCGCCUCCAGUGAAGCCCACGUUCCUUGGGACUCGAGUCUUUGAAGACUACGACCUGCAAAAGCUGGUGGCCUACAUCGACUGGAAACCCUUCUUUGAUGUCUGGCAGCUCCGGGGCAAAUACCCGAAUCGAAGCUUUCCCAAGAUAUUUAAGGACAAAGCUGUAGGCGAAGAGGCCAAAAAAGUCUAUGAUGAUGCCCAAAACAUGCUGAAAGUGCUCAUCAGUCAGAAGAAGCUGCAAGCCAGGGGUGUGGUAGGGUUUUGGCCAGCGCAGAGUGUGCAAGACGACAUUCACCUGUACGCAGAGGAUGCAGCGCCGCAGGCCGCAGAGCCCAUAGCCACCUUCCAUGGGCUAAGGCAGCAGGCCGAGAAGGACUCUGCCAGCACAGACCCCUACCACUGCCUCUCCGACUUCAUUGCUCCCCUGCAUUCGGGCGUCCGCGACUACCUGGGCCUCUUUGCCGUUGCCUGCUUUGGGGUGGAAGAGCUGAGCAAGGCCUAUGAGCAGGAGUGUGAUGACUACAGCAGCAUCAUGGUCAAGGCUCUGGGAGACCGGCUGGCUGAGGCCUUUGCGGAGGAGCUCCACGAGCGGGUCCGCAGGGAGCUGUGGGCGUACUGCAGCUGUGAGCAGCUGGAUGUUGUGGACCUGCGGAGGCUGCGCUACGAAGGCAUCCGCCCGGCCCCCGGCUACCCCAGCCAGCCUGACCACAGCGAGAAGCUCACCAUGUGGAAGCUCGCCAACGUGGAACAGUGCACAGGCAUUAGGUUAACAGAAUCCUUAGCAAUGGCACCUGCUUCAGCAGUAUCCGGCCUUUACUUCUCCAAUUUGAAGUCCAAAUACUUUGCAGUGGGGAAGAUUUCCAAGGACCAGAUUGAAGAUUAUGCUCUGAGGAAGAACAUGUCUGUGGCUGAGGUUGAGAAAUGGCUGGGACCCAUUCUGGGAUAUGAUACAGAGUAACUUUUUGUUUUAAUCCCUUUCUGUUAUCCUCAAGGAUCCCUGAAAAAUAUAGUCUAGAGUGCCUUUUAAAAUUAACAGCAGUAACAGCAACAUGCAAGCCCGGCCGUACCUCGUUGACAUUUGCUCUGCGUCAGGCUUUGGAAGACUGUCCAGUGGAACCCUGUACAGGAGCAGAGCUUUCCUAUGUCCUUGGAAAGCAAGUGGCUCCUUUCUAGAGAACCUCAAAUGAAGAGCAGUAACCCCCACUCUGGUGGUUUUCCACUCCAAGCUGGAGAUGGAGGUCUUUUGCAUUUCAAAGCAAGUCAACUUGCGUUUUUCACUUUUACUUCUGGUCCAGGAGGUCACCUAUUUUUUUUUUUUUUUCUUUCUCUUGCUCCCUUAGAAAAAAGCCUGGAACUUAGCUGAAUAGAGAGAUGUAUCGAAAAAUGUGGCCCUGUGGCAAAAGUCACACUGUGCAAAAUGGGGCAUUUUCAUCUAAAUGGUUACAACAGCAGACUCUGCCAGGGAAGAAAGUAUAACUCUACUGUCCCUCUGGAAGACCUCAUUUUCUAAAGUCUCCAUCACAUGGUUGCAGAAGGCCUGCUCUCACUGUUGAUGGUUCAGAAAUGCCCAAGCUGUUUGCCCUAGUGUGGUAGAACACAGUGGUAUUCUAGUUUUCACAUUCCCUGCCCUGAGCGGAAGCAAGGAGGUGGGGCGAGAAAGUGGCUGCUGAUGGUAGUUAGCAUUGUUUAGCUGUUUUCUGGAGUUGAGAAACUCUCAAAUGAGCUGUGGUGUCCUGUGCAGAGUUGGGCAGAUGAGCAGCGUUGAUUCCACUUAAUUCUCCUAUUUCUGCACCAACCCAACUCCUACAGUGUAGGAAUGGCACAUUGACUUGCUUUUAGUUAUUUUGGGGGAAAUGGUUAAGAACAUGGGCUUUGAGGUCAAACCUACCUGGAUUUACAUUUCACCUUUGCCACUUACUUGCUGUGUGACAUGGGCAGAUCGCUUACACUCUCCAACACUAUCCUCCCGUCUGUGAAAUUGGGGCAGUGAUACCAGUUCCUCUGCCAUGGACCUAAAGGGCAGAUAAAUAAGAGUUGCAUGUAGGGCAUGUAGUAUAGGAUCUGGUGCACAGGACAUGCUUGCUAAAUGGUAGCUUCUGUGGAGCUCAGUGGGUAGUGCCUCCAGCUCAGCACAUGGGAAGCCUUCCUGGCAAGGGAAGAGAUGAAUGGAGACUGUGAGAAGAUACCAGGGAAAUGCAGGUGAUGACUGGAUCAACUGCACGAGGCGCUCUUUCUGGAGUAGACCCCCAUUUACCCUCUGACUGGGCAGGGAAGCUACUUGUGUCAUCUGAACCAUUAGUGCUCAUCUGCGUGACAGGCCUCGCCCUCGGUUCCCGUGGUGUAAGCUGGCCUUGCUUUUCAAAGCAGUUGUAGCAGAUGAACAUUCAAGUGCCUUGGAGGCAGAGGGAGAAAACAUUCAGAAAAAGAACCAUCUGCAUUUGCAGUGGACGUACCGAGUAAUGCACCUGUUCAGCCAUCGCUUGCCGUCGGAAUGAAGACAGCCAUGUGCUUUGUGAGGUACAGUUAGCUCAUGUAUGAGUAAGAAUGGGACUCGAUUUCCCAAGAUACUUAGAAGACUUCUUUCUAUAGCAGGUGGUAAAUUCUUCUGUGAGAAAGAGUAACCUUCUCUAAAUAUUUGAGUGUAUCUUGUCAGGAUUACAGUUGCUAAGAGUCUCCUGAUUUCAUUAAGUAUUCACUAUCUCUUCCCUCAGCUGAGUACGUGAUAGAGUGGCUUCCUUAACCGUAAUUAUGUCCUCCCUGCACUCAGCUGAACUCACAUAGUCUGUUUUUGUUUCUCUCUGGCAUGCCUUUGCAGAUACCAGGUAUCUGCUGUGUCCUACACCUUCUCCCCCGUACUAUCCUGAACCCCGUGAAGUUAGUUUUUUACCUGCCUCUUCUGAUGUCAGUGACCUCUCGAGGUUAGGUCCAGGGAUCGUCAUCUGCAUGGGCUUGGACAAUAUAGACCACUUCUUUGAAACUCUCAUUUACCUGCUUCCCUCUUGGCUCACUCUCUGGCUGUCCUGUGUUUUUGAUAAUUUCUCAGCCAUUUUCAUAGAUUUUUAUCUCCCUCCUCCCAUUUAGAUCCUGGUGUUCUCGGGCAGCCCGGGUGGCUCAGCGGUUUAGCACCGCCUUCAGCCCAGGGUGUGAUCCUGGAGACCUGGGAUCGAGUCCGGCAUCAGGCUCCUGGCAGGGAGCCUGCUUCUUCCUCUGCCUGUGUCUCUGCCUCUCUCUCUCUCUCUCUCUCUCUCUCUCUCUCUGUCUCUCGUGAAUAAAUAAAUAAAAUCUUUAAAAAAAAAAAAAAAAGAUCCUGGUGUCCUCAAGGGCCUGUCAUUUAGUGGCCUCCUUAGUGUCUGUCAUUUCAGUGGGCAGUCUCACUGAGCCAAUAUCCCCAUCUCAGCUAUGUCUUGAGGAGCACAGCAUACACCAGCAGCCCCUGCCAGGAAGAUAGAUGAACAUCUCAGACCUAGUAUAUCUUGUCUCAUUCCUCUCAAAUCGUGAAAUUCAGUCAUGAUGAAUGGUGCCACCAUGCCAGCGUCAGAUCUCACACUCAGCCUGGAUCAUCUUUGGCUUAGAUUCUUACGGUUACCUGAAAAGUUAGCAUAUGAAAGACACACUUAGCCUACUAUAGUUGGGAUGGUGGUAGAGAUAUUUCAGGAAGGCAAUGCUUAGAUGAAGGCCUGACUUGAGACUUGAGGAUUAAGGUGAAGAAGCAAGAUAAGAACAAAUGAAGAGCUAUUUUUGUUCAUGAACAAGAAUAUUAAGGAUCGUACCUCCCCAAAUUGAUAUAUGGAUUCAGUGCCAUUUCCAACAGAAAUUACAAUAGAGGUUUUAUUCAAUGUGACAAGCAGAUAUUUAAAUUUAUAUGGAAAAGCGAAGGACUGGGAAUGACUGAGUGCUUCCAAAUGUGAAGAGGUUACAAGGUAGUAAUUUCUGUUGUAUGUGGUACAGAGGUAGGAAUUCUGAGCAGUGCCAUGAAACGAGGAGCCUGCAGAAUAACCAGUGCAUGCUUUGACCUUUAAGAACGGCAGAGGUGGCAUGGUGCAUCCAGGAGGACGGGCAAGGUGACCCCAUAUGUGGUGCCGGAACAAUGUGUAUUCAAAGGGAAAAGGUGAAAUUUGAUUUCUGCCUCACGUGUUAAUCCAACAGUCAGUUCCAAAUAUAUUAAGUUCUUAAAUACAAAAAAAAAAAUUUUUUUCCCCUCAUGGACAAGCCUUAGAGCAGGAAAGAAUCCCUCGAGACAGAAAGGACUAAUCAUAAAAGAAAAGAUGAUUAGACCAGCUGUUUUUUAAGACUGAUGUUAAGCUAAUAAACAAUUUAAGGCAGCAAAAAUACAAGCCAUGACUUGAGAUAUUUGUAAUACACUUAAUUGACAAAGGGUUAGUAAGCAGAAUAGGUUUAAGAAAAAAUAACUCUGGACAGAAUUAGACUGGAAAAGGCAUUUCACAGAAGAGGAAAUACACAUGGCUUAUAAAAAAGGUGUUUGACAGCAUUGGCAAUCAGGGAAAUAUGAAUUGAGACCACAGUGAGAUCCUAUUUUACAUCUGUAAGUUUUGCAGAAAUUAAGGAGCUUGACGAGAUGGAUCCCAAAGAAGUCUGUGAGGACUUGCAUGAUACGGGCAUGUGAACAGACACCUCUGCUUCAGAAAACAACUCCACCUCCCAAAGUUGAACUCUUGCAUACCUUGGGAUCUGGCUUACCACUCGGACUCCCGCUUGAGUAUCUAACAACCUUGCACACGUGUACCAGGAGGUGUGGGUAACAAUGUUCAUUGUAACAUCUUCAUAAUAGUCAAAAACCGGAAAACCCGAAAUGUCCAUCUGUCUGUAGGAGAAUGGAUAGAUAGGUAUAUUCCACGCUAACGGGCAUUAUUCAGGAGUGGAAAUGAAUGGACUGCAGCUGUACUGGACGAUAAGAAUGAAUCUCAGGAAAUACAAGAACUAAACCAGGCUCCAGGAGAGCAUGUGCUAUGAUGCUAUUUUUAUUGAGCUCAUAAACAAGCAAAACCAAAGAAUAUAUUGUCUAGCCAUAUGUAAACCGUAAAACUAUGUUGUAAGAAAAAGAAGCAACAAUAAACCAAAAUUUAGUAGAGUAAUUAACCCUGAUAAGGUUAAUUACUGAGCAGAUCGUAGAGGAACACAUAGGUGGAUGCAGGUUAUUAGUAAUACUCUGGCUCUUGGGCUGUAUGAUAGGUUUAUGGCUAUUUGUUAUAUUAUGCUUUAUAACAGGGUCAUACCUAUUAUUACAUGUAUUUAAUGUCUGUAUUAAGUAUAUUUUAAAUAAAGAAUAAUUAGCAAAAA